AUGUCUCAGAUACAAAGACAGAUACAACAAGACUGGGUUAAUCGAGAAUAUAUUGAACUUAUGACCUGCAGCAUUAAGAAAGUUACAGAUUUUCUAAAUUCUUUUGAUAUGUCAUGUAGAUCCAAGCUGGCCACGCUGAAUGAAAAAUUAACGACAUUGGAAAGACGCGUGGAGUACAUUGAAGCUCGAGUUACUAAAGGAGAAACCAUGUCUUGA
Helobdella robusta is the source of this 216-nucleotide messenger RNA. RefSeq lists its product as hypothetical. The record is from RefSeq and is a predicted model, not a curated record. The transcript is spliced from 3 exons. Gene Ontology annotation, biological process: actin filament organization; regulation of actin polymerization or depolymerization; cell motility. Gene Ontology annotation, cellular component: SCAR complex. Gene Ontology annotation, molecular function: protein-containing complex binding. Lineage: Eukaryota; Metazoa; Annelida; Clitellata; Rhynchobdellida; Glossiphoniidae. Bases 1 to 216 code for a protein of 71 amino acids.